UUGUGAGCUUCAGCCGGUGUCUGACAGCCUGGCGGGGAACGAACAGAAGGAAAAUGGAAUCGUGUAGCUCAGACAUCAGUGAAAUUUAAAAGCCACACUCACGGUGGAAGCAUGAAGCUCGCCGCGGUGGCUUUUUACGGUUUGGCCGCGGGGCUGCUGGCGGUCGGCCUGCGAGAGUUGCUGACAGGCUUCGAGGAGAACAGAUGCAGUAUGACCUAUAUGUUUGAAUACCCGGAGUAUCGGCGUGUGGCGCUGCCUCGCCGUGUGGCCAGACUGUACCCGGCCUACGGGCUCUACCUGUACGGAGAGGGUGUCUACGCCCAGGAGACCCGAGCACUCAAACUCACCGGCGCCCCUGUGCUUUUCCUGCCUGGAAAUGCUGGAAGUUAUAAACAAGCUCGAUCUCUGGGCUCAGUCGCAUUGAGGAAGGCUGAAACCAUGGAGGGAGGUCUCCACUUCAACGUGUUCACUGUGGACUUCAACGAGGAGCUGGUGGCGCUUUACGGCGGCAGUUUGCUCAGGCAGACGCAUUUCCUGCACGAGAGCAUCAAAGCCAUCCUGAGGCUGUACAAGCACCUGAAGACCCCACCUCAGAGCGUUGUGCUCGUCGGUCACUCCAUGGGAGGAGUGGUGGCCCGGGCACUGUUCACUUUGCCUCGUUUCAACACUAACCUGGUCAGCAUCAUCAUCACCCAGGCCUCCCCUCACCUGGCUCCAGUGCUGGCCCUGGACCCGUACCUGCUGGAUUUCUACUCUGCAGUCAGACAGAAGUGGGUUAACCAGGCAAACAAGCUCAGGAAUGUCACAGUUUUGUCCGUCGGGGGUGGUUAUCGUGACUACCAGGUCCGCUCCGGCCUCACUUCCCUGCCGUGUCCUCCAGGAGACCCGAACAAGCUGUCACUGGUGGUGACUGCAGUUCCCAGGACGUGGGUGUCUACUGAUCAUCUGUCCAUUGUCUGGUGCAAGGAGCUUGUUCUUGCCACUGUCAGGGCGUUCUUUGAUCUCAUCGAUCCUGAAACCAGACAGUUCACAGAAAACUCUGAGAAGAAGUUAGCUGUGCUGAACCAUCAUUUCAUUAAACAUCCCGUGAGGUUGCCUGGAGAAACUCAAGAGACACCAGUCUCCAUUUCAGAUCUUCCUGAUGCAUGGAGUGAAGUUAACACACUUCGUCUGGCUUACAGCACACCAAAGGAAGGUCAACCCAAGUUCUUCCUGUUUGCCCUGUCGAGUCGCAGGAAAGCCUACAGCCAUUUCUACUGCCGGAGCAACAACCUGGAGAUGACCAGCUGGGUGUAUGGCUGUUUGCAAAAGAAUGGCUCAUCAUGUGUGUUUGCAGCGGAUCUGUCUAAGGGAACUGAGCUUUUGCCUCCCUACAAGGUCCUGACUCUGAGGCUCAGUGACUUGUCGUCUUUUACUCAUCUGUUUGUCUCGGCCUCAAACCUCAAUGGCAAGCAGUUCACGGUGGAGUGUGAGUGGCAAAGAGAAGAAUCUCAGACUCUGUCUGUCGCAGUGCCGCAUGUCCUGUCCUUCGGUUUGACCUCGAGUGAUGUUACGGUUAACUCCUCUGGACUUCUUCACACCAUCGAGCUGCAACACUUUCACCAGGUCUAUCAGGCUUUCAGAAUUAAUGUUGCAAGCCAGUGCAAAGUACAGAAAGACAGAUUGCCGAGCGUGUACAGGAUAAAGGUGCCAUGGUUUCGAGAGGACUCUUUAACCACGGUCAGCGUGCCAUCAGUGACGGAGAUCUCAGGGAUGCUCCACACAAGUCGUCCAGACAACACCUCAGGUGCACUCCUGCAGCUCCACACUGCCCCCAACUGCCAGUAUAAGGUCUCCAUAAGAACUUCGUUACCCAGGGUGCUCGGACAGAUACUGAGGUUCUGUGGUCACAUGGUACCAGUGUACACAGCUGUAACCCUCCUUCUGGCCUGUGGGGGGCAGGUGUCCUCCAUCCUGAAGUCAAGGCGAGCUGCAGACAUGAGUCAGAUGGUGGGCAAAGGCCUGCAGCCCCACAAAGUCAACCUGCCUGUGUAUAUUCUGCACAUCGCACUCAGCUGUAGCUGCUUUCAGGAGGUCUGGUCCAUGCUUUUCCUCCCCUCUAUGGACACACUCCCUCCAACCUUCCUUGAUGUGGCAUUUCAUGAAGAGGAGACACCAGGUGAAGAAUGGGUUCACCUCCUCUCCCCUCUGCUGUAUAUUUUUGGGGCAGCUGUGGCGUACUGGGGCAGCGCUCUACUCAGACUUGUUAUCCGGCUGAUCUCGUUGGUCUUGGCUCCAUUGCACAGGCCGUCUGUCUCCAGAGACUGUGGCACCCUGCGGCUGCGAACCCAGCUCCUCAUCACGCUGUGUCUGACUGUUAUGGGCGGGACUUCCUGUGGGGCGUUGUCGAUAUUUGCCUCCUUCCUGUUCCACCUUUAUAGGGUUCUGAGGCUGCAGAUGACAGAAAGAUAUUUGAGACACAUGUUGAAUCUGGCUCCCCGGAAGCACAAAGAAGCUGAGAAUGGCACAAUCGAUCCCGAAUGCUUGAGCAGGUCUAAAGAAAGCAACGGCACCCCCUUGCUGUCGGAGUGCGCCCUGCAGGAGGUGAGGGAUGACCUGCAGCUCCACCUCUGCCUGUCGGCGCUUUUCACUCUGCCCGUCAUGCUCAGCGGUCCCUCGCUCAUCCACUGGAUCCGUAACCUGAGGUAUUCCACCCAGCUGAAUCCCGACCCUUGCUGGCCAUACAUCGUGCCUCUAAUUUUUGUCUACAUGCUGCUUAUUAACUGUAACACUUUAAAGCUCAGCAACAGUAAACUGCUGCCUCUGACCUCCUGCCUCCCUCUCCCCUUGGCCAUCAUCAUGGUGACUUUCUCUCCUCUUCACCUCUACAGAAUCACCUACUUCCUGUUGGGGUCACUCAUCCCGCUGGCCUUGUGCUGUCUCCUCUGACAGCACCGGGCUGGUUUCAGUCUCCAUCUCCACCAUAACAUGCCUCUUCUUAAGUCGCAGCCUGACUCUCUGAGGCUGGUUGAGGACUUUCUGUACCGGGCUGCUAUGGAGCGGAGCCAUAGACAUACAUAGCCUGGUUAACUUCCUGCUCACUGUUAGCACUAAAGGCUCCGUGGUGAUUACACAGGGUGUUUUAAAAAGAGAGGGUGUAAUGGCCUCAGAGCAUUUGGUGCAAAUAUGGCUCUGUUGGAUUGUCCUGAAACCAUGUUUGCCUUACUCUGUAUAUCUAUAGCUCUGCCUUCAGGGAGCGCCAGCUCCACAACCAGUGAAGCUUAUGAUAUGAGAGACUGUGGAAAGGGUGUUACUGUUAUAACAUGAUGUUGUUUCUGGUGUCAACAGUGGCGUUGUUCACUGUGGUCACUGUGCUGUAAACUCUUACACUGCCUACUGCUUAGCAACGACUUACAGCUCUAACUGUUACCUGCUCACUGUCGUAGUACCUCCUCUAAACCAGAGGCAGAGUAUUACAUUUAUUCCGUUAGAGAAAUCCAAAGCAGGCGUGUUUAUGUUCUCACCUAUUUGAUGCACAAUAUUGGCAAAAUGAAGGGUUGCACUGAGGAAGGCUUGUGUACACGUGCAGGUUUGGGGGCGUCUUGUUAUCCAGAGAAAGUCUGAAUCUCCAUGAUCUCUACUACACCUGAUCAAUAAGAAACAUUCUACUUCCUGUUUAUUUGAUUUUUGAUUUUAAAAGGUUUAGCUGCAAUUCAGGGAAGGGUACAGCAGGGGGAGCUCAUGAGAUAGUGUAAGAAACUAAACAAACUAAAAGAAUUUUCACCAGAUUUUCAAACAUAUGGCGGAUCAAAACUGCUAAAAUAAUAAAUAGUAAAUCUGUAACUGAAUUAAAAUUAUAUCAGAUGCCUAAAACAAAUAUUCAUUAAUUUAUAACAAAGUAAAUAGAAAUUUUUAUUUUAAUUUCCCAUAUCUUAUUUUUUUCCAAUUCCCUGUUACCCUUUUAUGCCUUGCUGUCACACCAUGGGGCAAGCGGGCAAUGUGGACACCCAAGUUUGUGAAUACGAAAUCAAGUUCGAAGUUCGAAAUCUCAGUGAGCUCAAACUCGAGGUCAGAAGUCAACUAUUCUACAUAUCACCUGGGCAUUCAUUAUUAUAUUUUGCUUUAAUUUUGGCAGUUUCAGUGCUCUGUAGAACAAAUUUAUCCGUGCACGUGUCAGACUUUUUAGGGUUUUUUUUGUUUUUGCUUUUUAAAAAAAAAAAAUAUUACAUGUCAUUUUGAGAAGGAAGUGAGCACUUUAAAGGCAUUGCUGUAAAACGUGUUCAGAAAUCUCUAUGUGCCAAACUCGCUGUAAUCCUGUUGAUGGGUUAAAAGUAAGUUAGACCAAAAUGCCAAGGAAUUUGAGAGAUGAAUGCUAAGCAGAAAUAAAUUAGCGUUUUAAGGUGGAACAAAUCAUAAAUAUUUCAUUAUGGGCAUACAAUCACAUGUUCAUUCUAUAUCAGGUGUGGUUGUUGGUGUUUUGAGGUGAAGGCAGUGUGUUGUUUCUGUGUACGUUCUCUGUGAUAUCCGGACCUUGAAUCCUGGGAUUGGAAGUAGAAUUUGCUUUUUGCUGGUGUUGUGUUGAGUUUAGUAUUUAUCUUAUGUUUGAGUGUUGGUUGAAGUUUUUUGUUUUCAUUUCAUAUUUGAAACGUUGAAAAAACAUAACAUAAAAGAACUUGUAGAUUUGGAUUUUAACAAUUUAACAAGGAGAGGAUAGAGUUGUUUUGUUUUUUUGCACUGUCAGCGAAAAAAAUCAAACCAACCCCAUGUUAUUUAUCUUGGCACCUCCUGACUUCCAUAUUUUUCUUUGUUUCAUUACAAACCCUUCAGCUUCCUGCUGAGGAUUUAAAUAUUCUAAAACUGCUCACAAAAGUUUGUUAUCAUUAAUGUUGGUGUGAACCAACAUUAAUGAUGGUGCAUUGAUUUGGGACUAUUUUCAGUUGCGGAUUAUUACAAAUUUAAUGCUCUAGUUGCUUCCUUCAGCAGCUGCACAGAGUGUGAAGUAGAAUACAAUGGAUACGGGUUGAAAAUAUGAAUGAAGUGAGACCUUUUACAAGAAAUAUGAUAGAAAUAAGACUUUUGUUUUAAUGAGAAGAGAGAGCAUCUGAUAUGUUGAAGCUUUUGAAUGGAAAGAGUCAUAGAGAAAAAAUCUGUUGCCACAAUUACUUCAAACUGUUAUCAUUGCUGAAAACAGUUUUGUGUGUGUGUUUGAGUGCUGUUAUAACAUGUAGGCCUGACUUUUUGUUGCCUUUUUGUUCAAUUUUUGUUGCCAAAUUUACAUUUUUAAGCCAGUUUCACUCACACUCGUUUGACCUUAAAUCAGUUUAAUCAGUUAAAAUGUUUUUUGUGUGAUAAAUAUAUGGGUGUUGUGCUCCAAGAUUACUUAACAAAAAAAAGGGAAACAUGUUGUCAAACAUUAUUUUGGCUGCUGGCCAAAACAUAUUCAAGUUCGAAAUGAGGUAAUGUGUCUAAAAUUGGCUGUAAUUCCUCAAUAGCUUGGAGAUUACUUUUAUUCAGCCCCUCGAAUUAAAGCAGAGAGAGUCUACUUUAAGCCUGUAGUCACUAUGUCACUCUAACUUGAAUAUGUUUUAUUCAGUAACUAAAAUAAAUCAACUUCAAGCAUAUAAGAAGCUAGCUCUGAGAGUUUGUAUUUCAUGUCAUACCUUUCUCUCUGGAAAAUUAUGAAGGACCAAAAAUGCUGAAAUAAUAACUUCAUAAACAAAUAAGAUAUAAAAUGCACUAAAAUUAAUAAGUAAAAAUUAACGUAAGUAUUACUUAAUUUAUGGCACAUUUUAUAACAUUGAUUUUUUUUUUCUUUUUUUUUUUAACUUGUGAUUUAAUCUUCCAUUGUUAUUAGUUUGUAGUUAAGUUAUGCGUUUGGAGGUAGAAAGGAAAAUUAUCUGCAUGACAGUGCCAUCAUUUUUAUGAAGAAAAAAAUCAGUUUUAGCUAAAUAAAGAUGAAAUGAAGAAACACGUUUGUGGAGAUAAAUGGAAGGAAAAAAUUUAAUGGAAAUAAAUAAAUACUAUAUAAUUGAUAUUAUGGGAAACAAUAUGGUGACAAAUAUGUCACUCUUUUUUUCAUUAAUUGAGUUGUACAACUUUUUACUUUUUUAAUCUUUAUAAUUUGAUCUUUAUUCAUUGCCUUGUUGUACAUGAAUUUUGACAGCUUCAGUCCUCCGUACUAACAGUGUCUUAUUUUAUUUCUGUCUUACAUCCUGCUGCUGCUGCUGUGCCUUUUUGCUUUCUUGUGUAAGCAGCAGUUUGUGUUCAGAUCUCAGCAGCUUUGUGCUGGCUGAAGCCCUACAUUGAAUGUAAAGCAUAUAUCACUCCUUUGUGUCCACUCGCAAAGCUCCUCUGUUUUCUUUACAUUUUAUUUAAAAUGUGGGACUCUGUAGUAACUAAAUACUAAAGAUUUAGGGACCAAUCAAGCUCACAGUCAGAAGUCAACACGCUCUGCAGAAACCGCUGUUCCCAAUGUGAAUGUACCUGCACUGAAUGUCUCUGUGUGUUUGAGUUUAUACAGUGGUGUAAGUGUUCAGCUUUUCUCUGCACUUGUGAGUUUUUGGUAUAGUUUUAGUGCUUUGAGAUGCACAUCGUCUGCCUCGCUGUGAAUCGGUGGCAAACACAACUUUGUAGAACAAAUUAGUAGCGAUGAGAGUUAUGUUUUCUAUAAAUAGACUUGUGACUUGUAUCGGUGUUCACUGUGAUCACGUCCUUCCACAUGCACUCUCGCACCGAGUAAUCCACACACAGACAACUGCUGUUCUGGGGACAUUUUGCUAUUUCAAAUUUGGUGGGUUUUGUGUUUUUUAAAAAUGUGAUGAAGCUCUUGGAAUACAUUCAACAUAAAGUUAAAACAUUUGGAUUGAAAUAAAGCAGGAAAUCAAAUUCUCAUUUUAUUUUGUUCUAUUUUGAAAUGCUGUCACUUGAAACCAGUGUGCCAAACUGAUGCAUUCUCUUUGUAGAGCAUCUGUCAUAUAUAUGAAUGUGCAGCAUGGCUUCAGUUCAGGUAAAAGGACCUUUGCAUAGAAGGGCACGUUAUUCCUCCAAAUCUCUCUGUGGAAGCCUCCAGAAAAAAAACCUCAAUUUGUAUAAAUUGCAUGAAAUAGGUGCAGGAAUUGCUGCCACAAUGUCUCCUAUUAUAGCCAAAAUCGGCAGUUAAAAUGGACCUUUUCUUAUUUCCAACUUCAUAUUUUUUAUUCUUGGACUCCUCUGUAGCAGCUUUGCAUGAUUUACAGUUCAAAGUAGUUCUUCUUUAUCUUACACUGGGCCAGUUUUAACUCCUCUCCCUUUAAGGCCCUCAUUAGCAACAGAUUUGAAAAAGCAGGUAGGUGGUUCUUCUAUGUCCCCAAAUUUGGAUGAUGUCAUACAGUUGCAAACUUAAAAAACAAAACUGUCUGAAACUGAGUGUUCUGAGCAGUCUUAAGAUGGUAUUUUCAGAGAACGGGGAUUAUCUCUUUAUUUGAAAGUUUCAUCAUGCUUGGUAUGAAAUACAGGAAAGCAGAAUAGAGUUUAUAACAUCCUAAAUGUCAACCUGUUCAAAGUGAUUAUUAUUUUUCAUUUUUAUUUUUUUAGGCAUGCAAAUUUGUGUGAACAGCUAAAAAUAUAAGCUUUUGUUUGUUUGUUUUCUCAUCCAGCUACUGACACAUUUCUGUCAUAUUUAACAGGAUUACUUUCUUCCAGGGUUCCAGUCAGCAGCUUGACCUCUCCUCUUCCUCUUAUCUGCGUUUUCCUAAUUUCAUUACACUCGGUAAUCUUCCAGCUUCUCCUGCUUUCUGAGCAUCAUUUAUUUUAAUGUUCGGAGUGCUGGUAGCUGCUUACAGGAGCUUGUGCCUGCUGAUGGUUGGGAACGAGUUCAUGAACUUUUGAAAAUGGCAUCACCCCAUCCUUUCAUUAGGUCUCUAAAGAUGCUCAUUGAGGUUUGAAACAUUAGUAAAAGUUAAAUAGAGGUCAAGUCUUUUGCAAGGUGUCGUUUUCAUUGUCCAGAAAGAUUUGUUAUAAUUUCAGUUUCAGACAUCAGUUUGUCUUCUUGCUGAACUGAACCACAGUAAGAGAAGUUUUCACCAGAUUACUGCAUCCCACUGCAUCUUUCUUUCUUUUUUUAAUGAGCUUGCUUCUCUGGCUCCCAAGGUGACACUCACUCUGAUUGAUCUCUGGAAACAUCCUUUGUGCAGCUGCCAAAACCCGAGCUGCUUUUACCCCUAAAAACAGACUAGAGGCUUCAAGAUGUCGCAGUAAUUUAAAGUCUUAAAAUCAGCCAUUUUACUGGUACUUACUGUAAAUUCAAGUGUUAAAAGUUAUCAGCAUUUGCAGAAACUUUGAUUUUAUCUGUAUUGUGCUGAAGAAAUAUGAAGUGAAGCUGAACUGUGGCCUGGCUGUACUUUCAUGUACGUACCAAAAGAGGGAGCAGCGAGUUAGUGUAACCUUGCAUUUAAUCAAUAAAAAGCACAUUCCUAUUUACAGUGGCAGCCAAGGAAAAGGCUGGUAAACUGCUGCCCCCUGGUGGUGAAAGUUUUAGUCGUAUUUCCCAGAACAAACACAAAAACCUUUAAACGACACACAUCCUUGAUCUCUUUUUUUGCUGUUAAGUGACAGCCAAAGAAACAAUAUCAGAGACAGCUGAUUGUUUUUAUUCAUAAUCAUCUUCUGUACAAACUUGUGAUGUUUAACAGUGUUUACCUGGUGAUAUGAAAUGUUCUUACUGCAGUCUAUAAGUGCUUUACAGUUCAGUGGUUCCACUUGUCUUGCUUCUGCCUACAGUGACUUUAAUACCUGUAACCUCCUGCUACCUGGUCCUCGUUGUGCAGAACUAGUUAGUCCUCUAACACAUGCUCAUACAUCAGGCAGUUGGAAACGCCUUGUUUUGUUUAUUCACGUUUUCUGAAGAGGCUCUGGCGUGGACGAGUAUUUAAUCCUCAGGUUUCUGUGUCGGUGUGUCAAAAUCAGUCGCUUUGAUGUUUUUUUAUAUCUCUCACAUUUUUAUCUGAUGUGACUGUAAAUGAGCAAACUGUGCAAUUUUUUUUGGCACUGUUGUUGUUGGAAUAAAACCGCGAAAAUGA
Maylandia zebra (zebra mbuna) is the source of this 9035-nucleotide messenger RNA. It is a transcript of the gene pgap1, whose product is annotated as post-GPI attachment to proteins inositol deacylase 1. The record is from RefSeq and is a predicted model, not a curated record. Gene Ontology annotation, cellular component: endoplasmic reticulum. Gene Ontology annotation, biological process: GPI anchor metabolic process; endoplasmic reticulum to Golgi vesicle-mediated transport. NCBI's taxonomy places the organism in Eukaryota, Metazoa, Chordata, Actinopteri, Cichliformes, Cichlidae. Gene Ontology annotation, molecular function: phosphatidylinositol deacylase activity.